CUUGGGCUGAGAGCUACUGUUGCUUAGCAGCUUGGUCAGGAAGCAGCGGGAGACGUCGCCGUACUCGAUAGAAACUUUUGCAAGCUACAAUAUGCCACAGAGCGUUCUUUUAAAUGGACCUUCACCUUGGGGGUUCAGACUCGUAGGAGGAAAGGAUUUUAGUACGCCUCUAACAAUUUCAAGGAUAACUCCAGGAAGCAAAGCCGCUCAAGCUGACCUAUGUCCUGGUGAUAUCAUCCUUGCAAUUAAUGGUGUUAAUACAGAAAGCAUGACACAUAUGGAUGCCCAGAACAAGAUUAAAGCAUGCACAGACCAACUGUUGCUGUCUGUUAACAGGGGUGAAGGAAAGAGUUGGUCUCCAACUGUAAUAGAAGAUGGAAAAAGAAAUCAAUUAAAAGAUAACGUGGAGCCUGAACUUCAGGAGUUUACAGACAUUCCAAGUGGACAAAACAGAAGACCACCCCCAUUUUCACCUGAGAGAUUCUUGAGUAAUGGCAGUUCUAAAGUGAAUCUACAAUACAAUAAUCCUAAAGGACUGUACUCUGAUAGCAACACAGACAACAGCUUGCCUAGGCAAAUUGGGAGCCUUAGUAUUGGUUCACCUCACAGUCCGGAGCCAUCACUAUUUUCUCCAAGUUACAGAAAUGGUGUUGACACUGAAUCAGAUGUCUACAAGAUGCUUCAGGAUCAUGAAGUACCAGUUUCAGAGCCAAAGCAAUCUGGGUCCUUCAGAUACCUGCAGGGUAUCCUUGAGGCUGAAGAUGGUGGUGAAAGACCAGAGAGACCUUCUGGCCCUAAGAAUAUAAAAUCUCCAGUGUCAAAACUUGGCAGCAUGGUGCCUGGUUUACAGAAGCUCCCACAGUGUACCAGGUGUGGGAAUGGAAUUGUUGGCACCAUUGUAAAAGCAAGAGACAAGCUUUAUCACCCUGAGUGUUUCAUGUGCAGUGAUUGUGGACUGAAUCUUAAGCAGCGAGGCUAUUUCUUCAUUGAAGAAGAGCUGUACUGUGAGACACAUGCAAAGGAGAGAGUUAAGCCUCCAGAAGGAUAUGAUGUUGUGGCAGUGUACCCCAACUCCAAAGUGGAACUUGUUUAAACAAAUGUAUUUUCCCCAUCAUCGUUGUUUCCUUUUUAAUAUUACUUUUUGAUUUUUUUUCUACAUAAAAUAUUUGUUAAUUUCAACAAAGAAAAAAAGACUUUCCUGCUCUAGAUUUUUACUCUUUUAAGCUACAGUAUACAGUUUUGUUGGUAAAUUAUCUUCAGUGCUUUUUUGUUUAAUAUUUAAAUCCAGUCAGAGCACCAUGUGUAAUUGUUAUUAACAAAACAUGCAUAAAAUGUCUGGUAAUAUCUUGUGAUCGCUAUUUUGUAUCAGAAUUAGCUAAUUUACUUUACUUUUACACAUUACCAACUAUUUUCAUACAAAUAACAUGUACCCUUGUCAGUCCUGGUUAAAAAAAUCAUGGUUUGUUUUUUUUUCAGUUUAAUGUCUUUGUAAAUCUGUGAGCAGUGGUUAGCGAUAAGAGUUUCUACACUAAAUGUCAACACAAUAUCACAACUUCUUUAUAAUAAACACUGGUGUUUAGAACUGCUGUCUGUACUAAUUCCAUUCAGAUUAAACAAAUAGUGUAUGCAUAAAAUAUUGUAUGUUUUGCCAAUGAAAAUAAGUGUUGUUGUGCCAGGUUUAAUAAAGUAUAGGAUUACAGUCAA
This is a messenger RNA of Erpetoichthys calabaricus (reedfish), 1704 nucleotides long. It is a transcript of the gene pdlim4, whose product is annotated as PDZ and LIM domain 4. The record is from RefSeq and is a predicted model, not a curated record. The coding region runs from base 92 to 1093 and encodes 333 amino acids. Gene Ontology annotation, molecular function: muscle alpha-actinin binding; actin binding. NCBI's taxonomy places the organism in Eukaryota, Metazoa, Chordata, Cladistia, Polypteriformes, Polypteridae. The transcript has 7 exons. Gene Ontology annotation, cellular component: filamentous actin; adherens junction; Z disc. Gene Ontology annotation, biological process: actin cytoskeleton organization; muscle structure development; heart development.